Molecule: messenger RNA, 1721 nt
Organism: Enhydra lutris kenyoni (northern sea otter)
Lineage: Eukaryota; Metazoa; Chordata; Mammalia; Carnivora; Mustelidae
Product: histone H3.3
Exons: 4
Coding region: 136-546 (136 amino acids)
Cellular component (GO): nucleosome
Molecular function (GO): structural constituent of chromatin; protein heterodimerization activity; DNA binding
Source: RefSeq, a predicted model, not a curated record
GAGCACAGAGCGGUUUGGUCGUUCGUUGGAGGGUCUCCUUUUUCCUUGCUCGGCGACUGCGGCUCUUCACUGGGCAGCAGGAGCGGCGCGGCGGUCGAAGAAGCGGUCUAAGACUUCGGCAUUGGGUAAAAGAAAAUGGCCCGAACCAAGCAGACUGCCCGUAAAUCCACGGGUGGGAAAGCGCCCCGCAAACAGCUGGCCACUAAAGCCGCCCGGAAAAGCGCCCCUUCCACCGGUGGGGUGAAAAAACCUCAUCGCUACAGGCCCGGCACCGUAGCGCUUCGGGAGAUCCGUCGUUACCAGAAAUCCACCGAGCUUCUGAUCCGGAAGCUGCCUUUCCAGAGGUUGGUGAGGGAGAUCGCCCAGGAUUUCAAAACCGAUCUGAGGUUUCAGAGCGCCGCCAUUGGCGCCCUUCAGGAGGCCAGUGAAGCGUACCUGGUGGGUUUAUUUGAAGAUACUAAUCUGUGUGCCAUCCACGCUAAGAGAGUCACCAUCAUGCCCAAAGACAUCCAGUUGGCUCGCCGGAUACGGGGAGAGAGAGCUUAAGUGAAGGCAGUUUUUAUGGUGUUUUGUAGUAAAUUCUGUAAAAUACUUUGGUUUAAUUUGUGACUUUUUUUGUAAGAAAUUGUUUAUAAUAUGUUGCAUUUGUACUUAAGUCAUUCCAUCUUUCACUCAGGAUGAAUGCGAAAAGUGACUGUUCACAGACCUCAGUGAUGUGAGCACUGUUGCUCAGGAGUGACAAGUUGCUAAUAUGCAGAAGGGAUGGGUGAUACUUCUUGCUUCUCAUGAUGCAUGUUUCUGUAUGUUAAUGACUUGUUGGGUAGCUAUUAAGGUACUAGAAUUGAUAAAUGUGUACAGGGUCCUUUUGCAAUAAAACUGGUUAUGACUUGAUCCAAGUGUUUAACAAUUGGGGCUGUUAAGUCUGACCAUACAUCACUGUGAUAGAAUGUGGGCUUUUUCAAGGGUGAAGAUACAAGUCUUAACCACAGUGUAACUUACAGUUUCCUUAAAAAAAAAAAGAAAAAGAAAAAAAAAAAGUAAACCUGGCAGCUAUAGAAUACACUAUGUGCAUUUAUAAUAGCUAUUUUAUAUAUUGUAGUGUCAACAUUUUUAAAUUAAAUGUUUUACAUUCACAUGUGGUGGGGAGUCUUGUCAUUAAGGUGUGUGUAAUUUAAAGUCAAGUUGGUUUUCUCCUAACUAGACUGCACUUGUUUUCAUAAUAGUAAAAUGCUUUGCAAAUUAUACCUUGCAUAAGUCCUCAUUCUACCACAUGUUAACUAACCCUCUAGCUGAUUAAUGCAAACACUAAUGGGGGGAUUUUAUUUAUAAGGGCUCUAGACUAUAAUACCGAGUUAUUCACACCAGCAUCAUCUGUUAAUAAUAAUCUAAACUAGUUAGUGCAGCUUUUCUUUGUGUUGUGGUUGGUCUCCUAACUAGGUUGAGUUUUUCUCUACCAAGAGGAAAUACCGAAGUUCUUUUCCUUGUGGAGUUUGUAUUAUAAUAACCCUUAGAGUAAACUUGCUGUGGGGGAGGGGCACACAACUCCAGCUUGAACCUCUGCCAGUUAAGGUGGUAUUCGGUUAGGUUACAUCUGAUACAUGGUCCUGGGAAAAUCACUAUAGAGAUGGUCUUCCAGGUGGUUUUAAAAAUUAUCCUUCUAUUGAAGUCUUCAGGUCAAUUAUGUAUGUUGACUAAAUUUACAAAUAAACUUGUUUAUUCAA